Molecule: messenger RNA, 5911 nt
Organism: Caenorhabditis elegans
Lineage: Eukaryota; Metazoa; Nematoda; Chromadorea; Rhabditida; Rhabditidae
Gene: kin-4
Product: non-specific serine/threonine protein kinase
Exons: 21
Coding region: 1-5496 (1831 amino acids)
Cellular component (GO): cytoplasm
Molecular function (GO): protein serine/threonine kinase activity; magnesium ion binding; ATP binding
Source: RefSeq, marked reviewed
AUGCUCAAUUUUGGAGUCGUUAUGUAUCAAAAGAAGAGCCCAAGUAAUGCAACAGAAAAACCAAAAUCAUAUCUUCAUCCUUAUCGCCGCUUCAGUAUGCAGCCUACUUCCACUUACCGCACAUCAUUAUCACCACAACGAUCUCCACGUCUCAAAAGAUUAUCCGAACAGUUAUCACAAAUCAGAAUAUCAUUAGAUCCACCGAGUCCACCAUUUCUAUCACCUAGUCCAUUGGGUGACUAUCGGGUAAAUGAUGAACCACGAAUGCAUUAUCUUCAAGUACCCGGAGGACAAGCCGAUGACAACUCUCCAGAGUUUCGAGGAGGCGGAGCUUUCCUUUUUGGAAAUAACUUGCCAUCUCGAUUUCUUUCUUCGCCUCCGCCUGAUCGAAGAACAAGUUUUGCGUCGACAAUGUCAGACACGAAUAGCUCAAUAACUAUUCCAAUGUCAUCGAGUUAUCAGAAUUUAUUAUCGCCGAUGUGGAGCACUAUGAAGUAUUCCAGUGAUGACAAUGAAACACCACCAAAUGAACCAAGUCCUAGAAGAUCAAAAAGUGCAUUGAGCAACCGUUCUUCGUCUGAUUGUAUCAAUGUACCACCAAUCGUCUUCUCUCCAGUCUUGUCGCGGCCGAUACGUUCGAUGUCUCCAACAAUGUCAAUGUCACCGACGUUUCGCACUCACCAUAAUUCCGAUUCGGAAAGUGACACUGGUGCUCAAGCUGCAGGAGUCUGUCUUUUCGCCUGCACUUCCUCAGCAUCAGGUCUCGUUUGGAAAGGAAGUGGAAGUCUGAUGAUACCCCCGAGAAGAUCAUUUCAUAGGCCACAAGGAGGUGGUGGUAAUGAUUCAUCAGAUAGUAACAGUAAUGUUGAAAGAUUAUUGAAAAGAAAUCGACGAAGGACCAUGGCUAUUCAUGGCGUCGAAACAGAGCCUGGUCAAACAGCAGCCUCGACAGGUUGGACAAGUGCUUCAAUGACAAAUCUCUGCCGAGUCCGAUCAUCACUGGGUCAUUCGGAUCCUCAAUUGUCAAGUAGCUCAACGAAUAGCUUUAAUACAUCUACAUCAUCAUUGCAUCCAGCUACAAAAUCAUCAACGACUGCUCUUUCAUCUUUUUCUACUUCAUCUGCUAAUCGAUCACCAGCAAAUCGUCCAUCACUACAUUCUUCAACAUCACCAGUUACAUUGCAAAGAUGCAGAUCUCCGAUGCGAGUACCACAAAGGUCUACGUCAUCAUCACACAAUUUUGGAGCUGCUGGAGCUGGACCAAGCAGUUCAGGGAGUUCAGUUCAUAGUGGAACGAUCACUUUGAGUGUUUGCAGAACGUAUUCUGCCCGUAAUGGAAGUUCUCUGAUGGCUCCUGUCCAAGAUACUCGUCGUUGGUCACUUGCUUCACUUCCAUCAACAAGUGGAUACGGCACACCUGGAACUGGAAGCAAUUCGGGCGUUUCAAGUCAAUAUUCAUCUUCUGAACAAAUUGGUGAAAUGUUGGAUCAAACACGAAUAUCUGGACCCGUUCGACAGAAUUCAUCGAGAUUUGAUAGCAAUGAUUCCUAUGAUGAUAUGGCAUCACAUCAACAAGCGGCUGCUCAAAAUGCAUUUUUAAAUAGACCAAGAAGUCGCAGUUUGACAAGUCCAAUGAAAUUCCUCAACGAGUAUAAUAUCGAAAUGGUGAAUCGAACGAGUGUCUAUAAAGAACGAUUUCCACGUGCAAAAUUACAAAUGGAAGAACGUCUAAACGCUUUUGUUGCUGAAAAUGGUCCACUGAGUGGCGGAAUUUCUCAGCAAUCUGCACGAGAUGACACGGAUCGUGUUGAUGACUUGUCUGCAAGACAAUCAGGAAGUAGCAGUGGAUUGAAAGCAAAAGAUAGUGUUGAAGAGGCUGUUAUGAGGAGUCGACGGUCUACGGUUCUUGAAGCUGAAUCAUAUGCUGACAGAAGUCUUCUUCGUUUGAUUGGUGACGGAGCAACUCGAUUCCUGCAUCAUCAGAUUGUUGAGAUUGCUUUGGAUUGUUUGGGAAAAUCAAAAGACGAUCUUAUUACAUGUUCAUAUUUUUGUGAGAUGAGUCAACGACUUGAAGAGACUUUGAAUGAGGCUCAAAUGAAGACCUCCCCUGAAUCUCUGGAAUACCUAUCAAAACUUGUAAAGAAACUUUUAAUGAUAGUAUCCCGACCCGCAAGGCUACUUGAGUGCCUCGAAUUCGACCCCGACGAGUUUUAUCAUCUCCUGGAAGAAGCUGAAGGAGUUGUGAGAGAACAACUUGGUAGUGGAACUGCUAGAGUUCCAGAUUUACCACAGUAUAUUAUAGGAAAACUUGGUCUCGACCGUGAUCCUCUUAUAGAUUCAACAGAGCAUGUAGAUAGUUCAGAAAAUACUCACGCAACGACUUCCGGUACAACUUCAGCUAAAGGAGCUGGUAGUGCAUGGCAAGAAACAAAUAGAGCGCCGUGCGAGGAUGAUUUUGAUACAAUUCGACUUGUUUCAAAUGGAGCUUAUGGUGCAGUGUACCUCGUCCGUCAUCGCGAAACACGCCAACGUUUUGCUUUGAAAAAGAUGAAUAAACAGACUUUGAUGCUUCGAAACCAAGUGGAUCAAGUAUUCGCGGAACGAGAUAUUCUAACAAUGGCAGAUAAUCCAUUCGUUGUAUCAUUUUAUGGAUCUUUUGAAACAAGACAAUAUUUAUGCAUGUUAAUGGAAUAUGUUGAAGGUGGAGACUGUGCAGCUUUAUUGAAAUCUGCUGGAACUCUGCCAGUCGAACUUGUCAGAUUAUAUGUGGCUGAAACGAUUCUUGCCAUCGAAUAUUUGCAUUCUUAUGGAAUCGUUCAUCGAGAUUUGAAGCCCGACAAUCUCCUUAUCACUGCUAUGGGUCAUAUCAAGUUGACAGAUUUUGGACUAUCGAAAAUUGGUUUAAUGAAUCGAACGACUCUUGUGGCUGAAGGAUACGAUGCGGUCGUAGAAACACAACAAUUUCAAGAUAAACAAUUGUGUGGAACUCCAGAGUACAUUGCACCUGAAGUGAUUCUUCGUCGAGGUUACGGAAAACCUGUUGACUGGUGGGCUCUCGGAAUUAUCCUGUACGAGUUCCUUGUUGGAAUUGUUCCAUUUUUCGGUGAAACUCCAGAAGCACUAUUUUCAAAGGUUAUAAGUGAAGACGUCGAGUAUCCAGAAGAGGAUGAAGCAUUGCCGCCUGAAGCCGCAGAUUUAUGUCGACGACUACUCGAAAAAAAUCCAGCAGAACGGCUUGGAACUCUGAAUGGAGCUGCUCAGCUAAUGGCUCAUGAAUUCUUCAUUCUUCUAGAUUUUACAUCACUUCUCAGACAGAAAGCCGAAUUCGUACCACAGUUGGAUAAUGAAGAAGAUACUAGCUAUUUUGAUACACGAACGGAUCGGUACAAUCAUGAGGCUGAAAGCUGUGGAGAAGAAGAGAUUGUCGGAUCCUCAGCUGCUUCUUCAAUGAUGUUUCAUUCAUUCUCAACGGCCAGUCCACGUCAUUCGAUUGUUUCCAUUGAUCCAGCUCAUCUUCCACAUCUCCUUUCCACUGCAAACGCAGCUGCUAAGGAAAUCGAACGUUCUCAUUCGGUUUCAAUGUCAUCGAGACCUGAAACUCGUCCAGAGCGAUCUUAUUCCACAGGACAAGCUCCUCCAGAGUUGUUUAAAGUGGGAGACGACAAUACAAGCACAGCCGUGAAUCUUCGUCGUCGCUUUUCGGCUCAACGCCACAAUGUUUCCACCACAUCCUCAUCUGGAACAGGCUCUGGAACGUGUUUCGCUACUGCUGCUUCUUCAACUGAUUCUUCAAUUGAUGCUUCAUCACUUCCUUUGUUCCAACCUCCUUCCCGUUCUUCUAUCGCCGAACGUGGAUCGCGAUCACCGCUUCCGAAAUUUUCGAUUUCUUGCGAAGGAGAAGCUGGAGUGUCAAGAUCCGGUGAUGAUCAUGAUGAUUUGGAUGAUUCGAGAAAUUCAACAAUUGUAUCAACUGCCUCAUCCGGUGGUGCUGAUGAAACUGUUCGAUUCCGUCGACAAAGUUCCGGUCGAACACCAGCAUCUCAACUUCAACUGGUCAUUCCAUCGAUUUCAUCAUCACAAUCUUCACAAUCAGCCGAACCUGCUAGAGAAACUUGUUACGUGAUGUACCCUUCUGGACCAUCAACUUCUGUUGGCUCACAACUGUCGCCUGGCGGAGCAUCAGUAUCUUCAGCAUCUUCAUCAAAUGACGUCGGAUCUCCACAUCCUCUUCCUCUUCAUCACGAACAUCCAUUGACAUCACAUGACAGUUCAGCUGCAUCGUCUUCUACAGCUCCUUCAAAGACAAUAACAAUUCGAAAAGGACCAUUCGGAUUUGGAUUCACAUUGAAAUCUGUUCGAGUAUAUCUUGGAGAACACUCGGAAUACUACACAAUUGAACACAUCGUUACUGCAGUUGUUGAAGGAAGUCCAGCAUUUCAUGCUAAUUUGCAGGCAGAAGACAUGAUAACUCAUGUUAACGGCCAUCCGGUUCACAACUUGACGCAUCCACAAUUAAUGCAUCGCCUUCUUGCAAACGGAAAUGAACUGAUUCUUCGUCUAGUUCCAUUAGCAAAUACUAGCAUUCGUGAAGGUGCUGCUCGUCGCACUGUUGGAAAAAUGGCACGUAAGAAGCCGAAGCGUCCACAGAGACGAGUUGUUCCUCUGGAAAAGAAGACUCGUAAACCAUCAGCACUUUUGAGACGAUUAUCUGGAAAGCGAGCAACAAAUGACAUUGUUCCGGGAAGUUCGAGUCAGAAACAAGCAUUCAUGCCGAGAAGUGCAUCAAGUCAGGAUGGUUGUAUUCUGACACAUCUCCCAGGAACUUCGAAGAUUUCACAGCAAGAAGCUUCUCAGGAACCAUCAACAUCAUCACAGGGAAUGGUCAGACGAAGUGUAAAUGAGAUAGAGACAAACCGUCCUUCCUCCCUUCGUUCUACUUCCAAUUCCCAUCAUCAUCACCACCAUCCCGCUUCCACAUCCUCCGUAGCUUCUGCUCCUGCCACAUUACCGUCGACAACUCCAUCCAAUCUGUCUCGAAUGGCCUCUUCGUCUCCAUCUUCGUCUGCUUCAAAUUCUGGAACCUCUUCUCCUGCCGCCACAUCUUCAGGCAUUUCCAUUGUAAAGCAGAAAUCACAGUCGAUAGCUGUUAGUCCUUUGGCAAGAGAUACGCGAAUGAGAAGUCCAUCGCCAUCUCAUCUUCACCAUCGUCCCGCGUCGAGUUCAUACACAACACGGCCCGACGGCGUUGUAACUCCGGCAACCUCGUCGUCUCCAAACAACAGCGGCUUCGUCCAAGAUCUGAUUUCUUCUAGACAGUCACCGAAUCUAAGUGCUCGACGUCGUUCAUAUCAACCAACUACCACAACUUCAAUGAUCGUACCACCGACUACCCAUCAUUUGCGUGGUUUCUCUGCAGCUGCACAAUCAGCUCAGGACUUACUGAAUCGAUUGCUUCCAAAACAAGACAACAAUAGUGAUUCUGGAUCGAAAAAAUGAAUUAUAUAAUUAUAUCUUGCCUUGUUUCUCUUAUCACAAAUCAUGUUUGUAAAUACUUAUUUCUUCUUUUUCCAAAAUUCUCUUUCCAAUCUAAAACCUAGUCAUUUGACGUCACAAUGCCUUUCCAAUCUAAUUUUGUAACCUAUCUACACUAUUUUCUUCCUUCAUAAUUCUUUCAUCUGUUCUUAAUAUAUCUAACCAUUUUUCUUCUCCCUAAAUAUUUCCAUUCUGUUAUAUUCUAGUUUCUCUUCCGGCUCUGUCCACCGUUUCCCCGCACCACGCCCAUUGAUAAUUAGUAGGCUUCUUGGCCUAUGAUUAAAUUCAAAAAAAAAAUCAGAAAGCUACUACGUGUUUUUUCCCUAAUUAAUUCCGCUACUUUACGUUAUGUUCAAGAAAUGAAAGCAUUGAUUGAUCU